Molecule: messenger RNA, 1503 nt
Organism: Setaria italica (foxtail millet)
Lineage: Eukaryota; Viridiplantae; Streptophyta; Magnoliopsida; Poales; Poaceae
Exons: 2
Coding region: 345-1109 (254 amino acids)
Source: RefSeq, a predicted model, not a curated record
CCUUCCUUCGCACACCAAGUCCCAACCCCGACUUCCUUUUGGCCUCUUUCUCUCCCCCCCGUUUUUCGCGCCGGCGCGGAAAACACCGCGCGCCCGCCCGCCCUAGAUCCAUCCGCUCUCCCGUCCGUCCUCACCGGAUCCUCCCCUCGCCGCCGUCCCGCCGCCCCGACCUCGGCACCCUCGCGCAGCCGGGAUCCAUCCAGGCGCUCGAUUGACUCCUACUUCCAUUCGCUGGUUCUGGUACUCUGAUAUAUAUUGAAUAUCAGUGGUGUUUACCGAGGAAGGCAGUUCAAGCUUCACUGUUGUUUCAGCGUUUUUACUGAAAUAAUAUUGUUUUCCGUAUCAUGGGAUUUGAAUCCGUAUCACCCCUACCAGAAGACCAUGCAGUGGAUAAGAGUGAGGUUGAGACCUCACAAGCUAUGAGCUGUGAUUCAACAGUCACAGAAAAGGUGGAAAAGAGCCCGAGUGAGAAACCAUUUCUGCUAGUUCUUUUGGAAAAGAAGGAAGACAUAGAAUCCUUUAGUACAACUUGUGAUCUUGAAAAUAUCGCUGAGGCCAUCACUCCUAGGGGAGAUACACUUGAACUGUGCAUCUCUAGUGAGGCUCCAGAUGACAGUCUCUCAUUGGGCUGUGAGACACCACGUGAAAGCAUCUUUGAUCCUUUUGCUCCAGGACCAGAUGUGGCUGCGUGGGCACCAAAGAAGCAAGUGAUUAGAGGUGCAGAAGUUCCUUCGCGCCGGAAGCUAAAUUUUGAUUCAGGUGACUUUCCAGUUAAAAGGUUAAGUUUUGAUUGGAGUGAUUCUGAAGAGGAGGAUGAAUAUCUCCAAGUGAUUCAGAAGAUGAUCCUUGAUCUAAUUAUUUCAGAUAGUCCUCUUGAUCAACAGGAAGAAUCUGAAAAGAUUUUGAUAGAUUCAAGUCUAUAUGAAAGCUGCAAGACACCUGAUUCAAAGCCUCUUCUUACUGGCAUAGCAUCCACAUGCCCAGAUGCACCUUUGAGGCCAUCCCAUAAAUUGUUAAAACUCAGCCCAAGCAUUUGCCGAAAGAUUGACUUUGAUGCAGUCAGCAAUUCAGUCAGUCCAAGAUCUUCAGUCGCUAAAGAAAAUAAUUGAUGAGCCUGCCCCUCUCGGUUGACAAGUGACGAGCUGUGCAUUUUGGGACUGAAUAAUGCAUCCUGAUGAUGUGCCCCGGGAACAGCAUUUGGUACAGUUUUUGGCUGCCUAUCUCACAAUCUCAUGUAACAGUACCCUGUGCCAUUGUGGCAACUUAGCUAACCCUGGACCUCUAGGGAUGAUUGCUGAUGUUAGAGAAGUAGCAAGCAGUUUGAGUUAUACAUGUAAUUUAUCUUUCAUUUUUUUCUUCCUUUUGUUACUGGCCUAGUGGUACCUCCUAGAUUUAUAUGAGUUCAUGUGGUCUCUGACCAUGUGUUUUGUAAAUCUUAAUCUUAAAUGACUAGUUCUGUUUAAUGAAGUAAAUGCACUAGUUCCUUAGUGGUUAAAUUCUUUU